CUUCACUAAAAUUUAAUUAACUAGUCAUACGACGCUCGUACUCGUUAACGAGUCCACUCAGCUCGUUCAUCGUUGCCAUUUUGCCCUCUCUCUCUCUCUCUCUGUGGGCCGCUUCACCAUUUAUCGGCUGCAUCCGAGUAAACAUGGCCAAGGAAGAGAAGAAAGAAGCAUUUAGGAGAUAUCUGGAAUCUAGUGGAGUUCUUGAUGCUUUAACAAAAGUCCUUGUUGCUCUAUAUGAAGAGAAUGAGAAGCCGGUCUCUGCAAUCGAGUUUAUCAAGCAUAGUUUAGGUGGUCCAACGUUGGCAGAAUAUGAAAAGCUACUAGCAGAAAAAGCUGAUUUGCAAUUGAAAUAUGAUAACCUUCUGACAAUGCAUCAAGUCACUUGCAAGGAGCUUGAUGAACUUCAGAAGUCUCACAGCUUCAUGAACUCUGACGGUCAUUAUCCACAUGGCCACUAAGAGCAUAAGAAUCAACAAUGAGGUCUGAAGGUGUGAUGAGAUCGGAUAAGAAAUUCAGAAAUUACUGAUUAGAAUAUCCAUUGCGCUACAGUGAUGAUCCUUCCUAUUCAUUUUUCCCCCCUUUUUCUGUUAUGUUUUUUUUUUUAAUUGUGUAAAUAAAGUUUCAGAUGGUUGACAUGUUAUCUGGACCCUCCAUGUUUCAUGAGAGUAUUUUGUAAAGAUUUACUUCAGAUGUAGUAUUCUGUGGAAUGAUCUUAAUCCUACCAACUCGUCAGGUGUGCAAAGCGAGCUCUUGUUGGCACGACUGAACCUCUGUUUGACAUUGUUUAUUGUAAGCGUCAAAUCUUUGACUUUCUGCAAA
Messenger RNA from Nymphaea colorata (pocket water lily), 819 nucleotides. RefSeq lists its product as uncharacterized. Lineage: Eukaryota; Viridiplantae; Streptophyta; Magnoliopsida; Nymphaeales; Nymphaeaceae. Gene Ontology annotation, molecular function: transcription coactivator activity. Gene Ontology annotation, cellular component: nucleus. Gene Ontology annotation, biological process: regulation of DNA-templated transcription. The transcript has 5 exons. The record is from RefSeq and is a predicted model, not a curated record. Bases 144 to 458 code for a protein of 104 amino acids.